Messenger RNA from Acanthosepion pharaonis, 549 nucleotides. The record is from the annotation of a GenBank genome assembly. Lineage: Eukaryota; Metazoa; Mollusca; Cephalopoda; Sepiida; Sepiidae.
AUGCCGCUGGCAUUGCUCGCAUUUCCUCUCUUUCUUGCUCUCUAUAACCUAUCUUUUCUCUCUCUCUCUCUCUCUCUCUCUCUCUCUCUCUCUCUCUCUCUCUUACACACACACGCACUCGCUCUUUCUACGCCCACAUUUACUGACUUGAUUUCGCUCAACCAAUCGCUCUAUUUUCAUUCUCAUUAUAAUUUCCUUUCUAUCACCAUUCUAUCUAUCCCUGUCUGUCUGUCUGUCUGUCUGUCUCUCUCUCUCUCUCUCUCUCUCUCUACAAAAGGUCAAUUUAUCUUCUGUGUUCUCUCUCUCUCUCUCUCUCACUCUCUCUCUCCCUCCUUUCCUUUAGCUCAUCUUUUUACUGAUGACCAUGCAAUAUGUCUUCUUAUUACUAUUCAUAUUAUUAGACAAUUGUUCCUUUUGUUUGCAUGUACGGCAGAUACGCAUUAUGACUUAAUACGUCCCCAAUCUGUCUGCCUUUCUUUCUUUCUUUCUUUCUUUCUUUCUUUCUUUCUUAAUAUCUCCGCACCUUUUCUUUUUUUUAUUUACUACUAG